UUCACUUGAAACCAACAUGGCAGGUUUCUAUGAUGAUCAGUAUUCCCGGUAAGAUUGAAUAUUAUAGUGCAAGAUAGAAGAGUCUGGGUUUUGUCAUCCCUACAUUGUGAUUCAUUUUAUUCGGAAGAGCCGGAGGCAUCUAAAAGCUUAGUUUGCUAAUAGGGUUCCAUUAUAAAGAGUGAAAAGAGACGUUCGGAAGUGCGGUUGGCGCGGUGGGUUACCAAUCGGCAGUAAUCUGGGAUUUUGACGUCUGCAGUUCUUUUAUCUGACGGUGGAGCAAACUUCCGGCUACAAGGCGGCGUGUCAAGUGUCACCCAAGUAUCUGACAAAGGAGUUAGUACUCAUCGUGUCGCGGCCAUGGCUGAUUCUGAAAUGACCAACUUUCGUGGAAGCGGAGGUGGUGGCAGCGGCGGUGGUGUAGGAGGAGGAGGAUGUUAUAGUGACACUGGGCGGUAUUCAGGUAGUCGGCCGAGGAAACCUCUCCCAACAGAAGCUCCCUACACAGCUUUUGUGGGGAACCUUCCCAUGGGUGUUGUCCAAGGAGAUAUUGACCAGAUCUUUAAGAAUCAAAAGGUGCGGUCCGUAAGAUUGGUAUUCGACAAUGAAUCUGGAAAAUUUAAAGGAUUUUGCUAUGUGGAAUUUGAAGAUGUUCAAAGUUUGGAAGAUUCGCUUUCAUUUGAUGGAGCAUUUUAUAAUAAUAAAAACAUCAGAGUGGAUAUUGCAGAGUCACGCCGAGGUGAUCGAGGAGGUGGAUUUGAUCGAGGCCGUGGCAGGGGACGAGGUGGAGGAAGAGGUGGGGAUAUGAAUGAUUUCCGAGGAAGACGAGAUGCUUCAGAUGACUUUAGCCGUUACAGAAGGGACGACGACCGAGGUGGACGAGGUGGUCGAGGAGGUUUUGGUGCAGGUGGUGCCGGAGGUGGUAGAUAUGGUGGUUUUGAUGAACCCCGAGGGGGUGAUCGAGGAGGAUAUGGUGCUAGAGGUCGCGGAGGACCACCUGGACCACCUACUGGGGACCGUGGUGGCAGGGGUGACGGAGGUUAUAUGAGACGAGACCGCAGAGAUAGUGAUCGCUCUCGUAAUUUUGAUGACUUCAAGGAAUCUGAUCCGGGAGAGUUGUCUCAGAGACCAAAACUGAAAUUAUUGCCCAGGACUAAAAAGGAUCCAGUCAACCAGAUUGCUGAAACCUCGCAAACCAGCAGUAUAUUUGGUGGUGCAAAGCCUCGGGAGGAAAAAAAUGCUGACUCAAAGGAGUAAACUUAGAUAUGUUUCUGUAUUCCAUCUGUAGCAGAUGAUGUUGAUAUGCACAGUUGGACCUGCAUACUUUUGGUUGAGGCUUUUUAUUCCUGCACUGUGUUGUACAUUUGAGGACCAUGAACCCCGGCCCCCAUCCUCUGCCUUGCAUCUGUAGGAUUGCCUGGGCCUACAAUGUCCUCGUCUACGACUGAAGCAAUGGUUUUGGUCAUUCAGCAACUGUUUAACGUGCAUUUUUUGAAGUGAAAGUUGUUUACUGGCUUUAAUUGCAGUGUUAAAUUUGUGUAGGUUAUUAACAUGAAAGAGAAUGUAUUGUGUGGGAUUGUGUAUUGUGACAUUGAACUUGCCCAGUGAUUUGAACUUAUUGUGAAAGUGUUAAUAGACUACAAAAAUUCCUAGGCCUUUCAGAACUAUAUUGCUUUGUAAGGGAGACACUUCUUAUGAUGUCAUAAUAGAAUGUGUGAAAUUAACUUAUACUGUAUGUAAUAUAGUUUUCACACACUGUAAGCUAAAAUGGCAACCAGUGGGAUUCCAUAAGGUGGCAUGAUGCUAAUCCUUGGUAGCUGCAGAGCUUACAUAUGAUGCCCCGCCAAUCUGCCCCUUUUUUAACCCCCUCUAUGUACGCAAAAAAAUAAGUACCACUUACCACAGUGUUGUCCAGCCAAAUUGGUUGUUAAGUGUAUUACACAUCUAGGAUUAAAUGGCUAAGACAGCACAGUGGCCUGUUGUACACUUAAACUAAGUAUAACUAUAUAUUGUUAUAAAACUACACAUUCAGGCAUUCUUGGCUCUUGCCAAGGCAUUCCUUUGUUUUGACAAUACAAUAUAGUUGCCACUUCUAGUUGUUGACUUCAGACUAAUUUUUGAUGCAGCAAGUUAGAUGCAUGUAGUGAUGCAUAUUUAUGGACCUUGGGGAGCCUAUUUUGCAGUUGCUCUCAUUCUCCAAGACACUCCUGCUGACUUUUUGCAUAAACCAGAUCCAGAGUAACAUGCAUGAAGUUCUUUGAGAAUUGAUAUAAAAUCACUUGCUGGCAAGGCAUUAGGUUCUUUAUUACUUGUAUUGAUAUUUUGUUGCUUUUUUUUUGUAUCCUGUAUUUUUAUCCAGUAAUUCACGGGAUGUAUAAUUACUGUAAAUUCAUUUUUAUUUAUUUUUUUUUUAAGGUAAGAAUUAACUUCUGUGACUGUUCUGAUUGUACAGAUCACAAUAAAUUUAAGUACUUUCUA
This is a messenger RNA of Homarus americanus (American lobster), 2475 nucleotides long. RefSeq names its product eukaryotic translation initiation factor 4H-like. The record is from RefSeq and is a predicted model, not a curated record. Gene Ontology annotation, molecular function: RNA binding. The coding region runs from base 358 to 1254 and encodes 298 amino acids. Lineage: Eukaryota; Metazoa; Arthropoda; Malacostraca; Decapoda; Nephropidae. The transcript has 7 exons.